Juglans regia (Persian walnut) is the source of this 867-nucleotide messenger RNA. Its product is annotated as ubiquitin-conjugating enzyme E2 28-like. Gene Ontology annotation, molecular function: ubiquitin conjugating enzyme activity. The transcript is spliced from 4 exons. NCBI's taxonomy places the organism in Eukaryota, Viridiplantae, Streptophyta, Magnoliopsida, Fagales, Juglandaceae. The record is from RefSeq and is a predicted model, not a curated record. Gene Ontology annotation, cellular component: nucleus. Gene Ontology annotation, biological process: protein polyubiquitination. Bases 154 to 597 code for a protein of 147 amino acids.
AAUACCUCCCCCAUUAAAUACACCACCAUGCACCUUUCCCUUCAGCAGUACGUGUGCUCAUAGAUUGUUUUCCUUCUUUUGCAGAACCAUCUCGUCUCUUCAAUUCCUCAAUAUAUACUCAGUUUGAGAUAUUACAACUCUGAAUUUGCUUUAAUGGCACGGAGAAUAUUGAAGGAGCUCAAGGACCUGCAGAGAGAUCCACCAACUUCAUGCAGUGCAGGUCCUGUGGCUGCUGAUAUGUUCCAUUGGCAAGCAACCAUCAUUGGUCCAAAUGACAGUCCCUAUGCUGGAGGUGUUUUCGUUGUGACCAUCCAGUUCCCACCUGAUUAUCCUUUCAAACCCCCAAAGGUUGCCUUCAGGACCAAGGUGUUCCAUCCAAACAUAAACAGUAAUGGGAAUAUAUGCUUGGACAUACUCAAGGAACAAUGGAGCCCAGCACUCACCAUAUCUAAGGUUUUACUCUCCAUAUGCUCCUUGCUAACUGACCCAAACCCGGAUGAUCCUCUCGUUCCUGAGAUUGCUCACAUGUGCAAGACUGAUAAAGUCAAAUAUGAGUCAACCGCUCGGAGCUGGACGCAAAAGUAUGCCAUGGGCUAAGACCAUGAUGUCUAUUUAUAUAUAUAUAUAUAUAUAUAUAUAGAAGUGUAUUUAUAUAAAACCUUCUAUAUAUAUGUAAGACAUUUUAUCUGAUCUCAUGGGCGCUGCCUUGGUGAGGUAUAGGAAUGAUCCAAGCUAGGCUUUAAUUUUGUAAUUUGAGCAUCUCUUUGCUUCGAAUAAAUGGCUGGACAACCUUAAAUAUUGGUGCCUAUAUAUCUUUCAUGUUUAUUGCUCAAGAUUGUAAUAAACAGCGUCAACUUCACCCUUCUU